GUAGAAGCCAAAGGCACUACGCGAUAAUAACAUACGAAGCAACAAAUAAUGUCAUUUUACCAGAAGUGCGCUGUGAAGGUGUUCCGGUGCCUCAACCGCCUACACAUACAUUUUCGGCCAAUAUGACAUACGCCAAUUAAGAAGUAACAGCGGCGGUUGAAAACAUAUCAGAUGUAAGUUACUUACCUCCUGGUGGUUUAAACAUAUGUCCUAAUUUGAUAGACCAAGCUUAUUUUGAAGAUCUUGUAAGAGAUUUAGGACUAACAAAAGAGAAAGCUGAAAUAUUAUGUUCCAGAUUGAAAAACAGGAAUUUGAUAAAAGCCGAUGUAAAAGUUACAUCGCCAAGAAAAAGACACGCCGAUUUGGAAAGUUAUUUUAAAAAAUCAGAAGAACUUGUAUACUGUUGCAGUAUUGAAGAGGUUCUAAAAUAUCUAAAGCUUCCACUGGACUCUUUCGCUUGGCGACUAUUUAUAGAUAGUUCAAAACACAGCUUAAAAGCAGUUUUACUGCACAAUGGAAAUCAGCAUCCAUCAAUACCGGUUGCGUAUUCCACAAAAAAGGAGGAAACAUACGCAAAUAUUUCAAAUCUCUUAAAUAAAAUUGAAUACUAUAAAUAUAAAUGCGAAGUAUGCGCAGACUUCAAAAUGAUUGCAAUAUUGACUGGAAUGCAAACAGGAUACACAAAAUAAAUGUGCUUUCUUUGUAAAUGGGAUUCACGUGCUACCAGCAGCCAUUAUCAUAUUAAAUAUUUCGAAGAACGUAAAGAAAAUAUUAUUGGUGACUUAAAUGUAAUCCAUGAAUCUCUUGUCCCAAAGGAUAAGGUCAUACUUCCACCGCUGCAUAUUAAGUUGGGCGUGGUGAAAAAUUUUAUUAAAAGCUUAAAUACACAAGGAUAUGCUUUCAAACGCAUUCAAACAAUUUUCCCCAGAUUAUCUGCAGCAAAAUUAAAAGAAGGAAUGCUCGUUGGACCCGAUAUAAGAAAAUUAUUACAAGAUGAAGAAUUUUAUGGUCAUCUGUCGGAUAUGCAAAAGACAGCAUUUGACUUUAUGCAGCUGGUUAUAUCAGAAUUCCUUGGAAACUCAAGAGCACAAAACUAUGCAGAAAAUAUUGAAAGUAUGCUAAUCGGUUUUAACAAUAUUGGCGUUAAGAUGUCACUAAAGCUGCAUUUUCUGCACUCUCAUCUCAAUUUUUUUGAAGAAAACCUUGGAGCGGUUUCAGAUGAACACGGUGAAAGGUUUCAUCAGGAUAUAAAGGUAUUGGAAGAAAGAUUCAAAGGGAAAUCCCAAAGCGUAAUGCUUGCUGCAUACGUAUGGGGCUUGUACAGAAACCUUGACACAUCGGAACAUUCAUGUCAAGCUAAAUACAGGAAAGCAUAUUAAGUUUAAUCUUUAAUCCAUUGACCUACUACUGCUGAAGCAAAAAAAUAAAUAUGUACAUUAGGGUGUGUCAUUCUGAGGCAACCUUUUUUUUCAACUGAAAAACAGGCUCAAAAC
Molecule: messenger RNA, 1493 nt
Organism: Bactrocera dorsalis (oriental fruit fly)
Lineage: Eukaryota; Metazoa; Arthropoda; Insecta; Diptera; Tephritidae
Exons: 2
Coding region: 690-1379 (229 amino acids)
Source: RefSeq, a predicted model, not a curated record